AUGUCAUCAUCGAAGCAAAAUGGUUCGCAUACAAGCGCUAAACUACGCGAGCGAGCUAUGCAAGCAAUAACUGAGGCUAAAAGGCCUUUAGCAGCUGCUGAAAUUGAAAGUUCACUUCGAAUUAACGAUCAUCAUCUCUUCAAAGAAAUUUCUGCAAAAUGUGGUGAUUAUUUACGAGUCAUUCUUUCAUUAACCCAUAGCGACGUCUUUAGUAAAUACAAGCCAACAAAGCCAAUUCACAGAAUCGACCGAAGAGCGAUUUUCUUCGGUUUAGCUGAUGGAGAUUACGAUCCUGAACAGUGGAAGAGGGUAACAUCUAAAAAUGCACCAUCUCCGCCCGAAAAAGAAAGUAGUCCCAAACCAGAAUCCAAGAUUGUCACCCAAAUCGUACCAAAUGAUACAGAUAAAGAAGAUAUGAGAUCAAAGGAAAUUAUCGCCUUUAACUCAUUAUUCAAUUGCAUCGAAGAUGAAAAUGUUAUAUCAAACUGGAAUUUCAAUUUUCCAUAA
This is a messenger RNA of Trichomonas vaginalis G3, 507 nucleotides long. RefSeq lists its product as uncharacterized. Bases 1 to 507 code for a protein of 168 amino acids. The transcript has a single exon. The record is from RefSeq and is a predicted model, not a curated record. NCBI's taxonomy places the organism in Eukaryota, Parabasalia, Trichomonadida, Trichomonadidae.